Molecule: messenger RNA, 1866 nt
Organism: Epinephelus fuscoguttatus (brown-marbled grouper)
Lineage: Eukaryota; Metazoa; Chordata; Actinopteri; Perciformes; Serranidae
Gene: cndp1
Product: carnosine dipeptidase 1
Exons: 1
Coding region: 60-1547 (495 amino acids)
Biological process (GO): proteolysis
Cellular component (GO): cytosol
Molecular function (GO): metallodipeptidase activity
Source: RefSeq, a predicted model, not a curated record
CACAGGGCCACAGUGUGCCUGCCCUAGGAGACUGUUACACACCGCUCAGCAGAGACAAGAUGAAUCUUCCAGUCCUGCCCUCCAUUCUGCUGCUCGUCAUCUCUACUGUCCAUGCCUUCCAGUACACAGAGCUUGCACAGUACAUUGACAGCCAUCAAGAAGAAUAUGUGGAGGCUCUGCGGGACUGGGUUGCAAUCGAAAGUGACUCCAGCAACGUCUUGAAGAGACCAGACCUACACCGCAUGAUGGAGAUGGUGGCUCAGAAGCUGAGGCUGAUGGGAGGGACUGUAGAGCUGGUGGACGUCGGAGAACAAGAACUUCCUGAUGGACAGAUGUUAGCGUUGCCUAAAGUGGUGACAGCUCAGUUUGGCAAUGACACAAACAAACACACCGUGUGUGUCUACGGUCAUGUGGACGUCCAGCCAGCAAGGCUCGAGGACGGCUGGGCAACAGAUCCCUACAACCUGACUGACAUCAAUGGUAACCUGUAUGGAAGAGGAGCAUCAGACAACAAGGCCCCAGUUUUAGCCUGGAUCCAUGCUGUGGAGGCUUACCAGGCCCUCAAUAUGGAGCUGCCAGUAAAUGUCAAGUUUGUCAUUGAGGGUAUGGAGGAGACGGGCUCUAACGGCCUGGACGCCAUGAUCCUGGCCCAGAGAGACACCUUCUUCUCCGACAUAGAUUACAUCAUCAUCUCAGACUGCGGCUGGCUCAGCAGACGGCCUGCCCUCACCUACGGCACCAGAGGCAACUGCUACUUCUUUGCUGAGGUUGAAGGACCCAAACAGGACUUACAUUCUGGUGUUUAUGGAGGCGCUGUGAUCGAACCAAUGGUCGACCUCAUUGGCAUUCUUGACACGCUGAUCGACCCCAGCGGUAAGAUCCUGAUUCCUGGGAUCAGGGAGGCCGUGGCUCCCCUCUCUGAUGAGGAAUGGAAAAUGUAUCAGGACAUUGAGUUUGACAUCGACGACUACAAGAACAAGAUCGGUGUCACCCAGCUCAUGUACAACAAUAAGGUGGACUUGUUGGCCCACAGCUGGCGCUACCCCACUGUCUCCAUCCAUGGCAUUGAGGGCGCCUUCUCUGACCCCGGUACAAAGACCGUCAUCCCUGCUAAGGUCACUGCUAAGUUCUCCAUCAGACAAGUUCCCAACAUGGACCCUGCUAUGGUCAAGAAACAGGUAACAGACUACCUUCACUCAGUGUUUGCCAAGCGCAAGAGUCCUAAUAAGCUGAAAGUCACCAUGGUGAUCGGGGCCAGGCCUUGGCUGGCUGACACUCAGCAUCCUCUCUAUGAGGCUGGGAAGGCCGCUGUCAAGAGAGUUUUCAACAUGGAGCCUGAUCUGAUCCGUGAGGGCGGGACCAUCCCUAUCGCCAGAACCUUCCAGGAUGUGACGGGGAAAAGCAUCAUCAUGUUGCCCAUCGGAGGCUUUGAUGACGGGAUGCACUCCCAGAAUGAGAAAAUGAGCCGGUACAACUAUAUUGAGGGAACCAAGUUAUUCAUCUCCUACCUGCAUGAAGUGUCUCAGAUGAAGAAGACCAGUGUGUGAUGAUUCAUCGCAUUAUUAAAUGACCUGCUGAACCAUUUCAGCUACUACAGAGAGCUCUCCCUGACACAAGCCUGGUUUUAUAUUUUCACUGUGCCUUUAUCUGUCUUUCAUCAUUGUUUCUGUUGUGAGUGAAUGUAAUGGCAUGUGAGACUACGUCUGAUUGGUCGAAAUGUCUGAAUUCAUCUCAUGUUGCUUUUCUUUUCUUGUCACUGACUUUAUCACAGAGAACUUUAAAUGUGCGUAUCAUGUAGUAAAAGCUGUGCAAUGCCAAAAAAAGGAAAAAAAAGAAAUAAAAUAUAAAUAAAAAACUCUAUUGUCA